GUAAAGCAGAAUAUUGCUGCUCCUUCAACCUCAGUCUGGACGUGAUGAGGACACGCCGAUUAUCAGUGGUAAAGUACCGUUAUUAGCUAACUAGCUAGCUACUCAUGAUAAGCGGUCAAUAUCACAGAGAUAGAGUUUUAACAUUUAUGAGCUGUGAAAUUUAAAACGUUAACGCCUGCUAGCUACUUGAAUAGCGGUCCUCCGAAAUCCAAUGGCGACCGAAUGCACCCAAGAAGCGGUAUUACAGUUUCUAACGGAGAGAGGAGGGAGGGUGAAGAACGUGGAAUUAAUUGACCAUUUCAAAUUAAUUUUGCCGAGCGAUCCUGGGAAAAAGGCGCUGGUUAAAGAGAAGUUCAAAGGGUACGUAGACAAUGUGGCCUUUGUGAAACUGGAAAAUGGGGUGAAAUUCGUAUGCUUGAAGAAGAAAUACAGGGGUUCUGUAAGGCGCAUUGGUGAGAAAGGGGAUGGAGAAUGCAAUGGCAACGGAAUCACUGCGGGGAAUACUUCUUUUCUGGAGCAGAGUGAAGGCGCUAUUAUCAACAAUGCACUGAAUGAUAAAAAUAAUUGCUUCGGAGAUCCAUUGCGGUCAACAAACGUACAUGAAGAAAAUUCCAAUUAUCGCACCACAGGCUUAACUAUGUCGACAUCCUUUGAUGGAGACGAGCGCCGUAUGGAGACUGUUGCAAGCGAUGAUGCAAAACAAGAAAUAUUACCUGGGUCAGGUUACAGAACUGACAAACGGAAAGGAGUGGAAGCGCCGUCCGACACUUGUGCAAGUAUUUUGGAAGGUACAAGUUCGGUAUCGACUAAAAAAUCUGCAGUUCCCAUAGUCUGUGUUUCUCGUGAGAAUAGUUUGGAAAUGGGAAAUACAAACAGCUGCAGCUCCGUGAAGGCGUCCACGGGUGAGAAUGAAAAAACAAAUACGCCCGAAAUUUGUAUACCGCAGAUUGCAGUGAUUGAGGCGUCUCCUUUGCCCACGGAGGCCGACGGGACAGUGUUCAACCUUCCUGGGGAAGGAGCUUUCAAGGAGCAGCAUAGCAAGACGUCUAAACAGAUCAAUCCAUCCUCGAAUCAAACGAGUUUUAAAAGUGAACUUCAGCACGGAACACCUACGGAGGGAGUGGCAAUCGAAUCCAAGCCUAAAGCGAGCGAAGAUGAUAUUGAGGGCGCACUUGCCAAAGGCGCACCGCUGGCACAGCUCAUAAAUAGGCGACGAGUCUCCAGAGGGUCGCAGCGCAGCUUGCUGUCCAGUAAUCCGUCAGAGGACGGGGCAGACGAAGGGCAGUUGGACUCCGCCAGCAUAUCGGGCAGUGACAGUAACACGCCGAAAAGCAGUCGGAAAAAUUUUAUCGAGCUGAUGAUGAAUAGCUCGCCCCAGGUCCGGCGAAGCAUGGUGCAUAGAAACUCUACUUACCUGUCGGCCAGGCACAGAGAUAGAGAUUCCGUAAAGAGCGACAGCGACUCGGCCUCCCUCGUCUCUUCUACCACGGACGAAGACGGCGGAUCAGUCACGCUGGACCCUCUCGAGCACGAGUGGAUGAUGUGUGCUUCUGACGGGCAGUGGGAAAGCCUCCACCGGUUACUUACGUGCGAACCGAACCUAGUCAUGAAAAAGGAUUUCGUCACCGGUUUCACCUGCUUGCACUGGGCAGCUAAGCAGGGCAAGCAAGAGCUGUUAGCCCUCUUGGUCAACUUUGCCAAGCAGCACGCCGUGCCAGUCAACAUAAAUGCCCGCUCCAGUGCUGGCUACACCCCCUUACACCUGGCUGCCAUGCACAAUCACAUCGAGGUGGUGAAGCUGCUGGUGGGCGCUUACGAUGCAGACGUGGAGGCCAGAGACUAUAGCGGGAAGAAAGCUGCUCAGUACCUGACUAACAGUGUGGCCGAAGAUAUACGGGACAUUGUCGGGGCGGAGGCCGACCCUUACGCUGCAAAUCUGGAAAGUGGAGCCGGGCGUUGGAGGUUGUCAAAAGUCCUUCCCUCCAAUCUGAUGCCACUGAAACUGUUGAAUCACCCGGAGGAGGAUGCCUGUGAUGGUGGUGGUUUAGUGAAAUCUAUGUCCGUCUACAGAAAGUCUUCCAUGAGCAAAAUGAAACCGAGGCUGCAUAAAAUCCGAUUCAGGACACAGAUCAUUCACAGCACUUCAUUCAGAGAGACAGAGGAGGGGGACAGACCUUUGAAGAGUCCUGUAAAAUCAAGACCAAUUUCAAACCUUUUCGGAUGAGACUGUGAAAUAGGUGCAAAUCCAGGAAAAACCACACAGUAAUAUAAGUUAUGUUUUUUUUGCAAAGAUGGUGAUAAGGUGAACAAAAACGCCAUAUGUCUUUGUCUUUACUGAUAUACUUACUGUGUUAAUAUCAGGGCUAUAAGCAGCUAGUCCAUUAAAGGAACUUUAAUUUGGAAAGCAAGUAUAAAUUCAGUAUAAUCUGUUUUGUGAAUAUAGUGUAAUGUGCAAAUUGAUGUUUUAUUGUAGUAAAUUGCACAUUGGUAUGGAAUCAAACAGAACUGUUCUC
Megalops cyprinoides (Indo-Pacific tarpon) is the source of this 2513-nucleotide messenger RNA. RefSeq names its product sosondowah ankyrin repeat domain family Ca (gene sowahca). Gene Ontology annotation, molecular function: protein binding. Lineage: Eukaryota; Metazoa; Chordata; Actinopteri; Elopiformes; Megalopidae. The record is from RefSeq and is a predicted model, not a curated record. Bases 212 to 2224 code for a protein of 670 amino acids. The transcript has a single exon.